This is a messenger RNA of Penaeus indicus, 2022 nucleotides long. RefSeq lists its product as uncharacterized. Lineage: Eukaryota; Metazoa; Arthropoda; Malacostraca; Decapoda; Penaeidae. The transcript has 3 exons. The record is from RefSeq and is a predicted model, not a curated record. Bases 1 to 2022 code for a protein of 673 amino acids.
AUGAUCAGGACCUCCAUCGCCUCCAAGCUGGAAAACCUGCCAACCGGUCACUCCGACCGCAUCAUGUCCAUGCACCUCCCUCUGAAGAAUGAAAAGUAUGCCAUGCUCUUCAGUGUGUACGCCCCGACUCUCCAAGCUGAACCUGCAGAAAAAGACAGGUUCUACUUGGAGCUCUGCGGCCAUCUCCAAAGCAUCGCUGCAGAUGACAAGGUAAUAAUCCUUGGUGAUUUCGAUGCCAGAGUGGGUCAAGAUGUAGAUGCCUGGAAAGGAGUUCAUGGCAGACACGGCAUUGGAAACUGCAAUGACAAUGGGCACUUGCUGUUGGAGCUUUGCACUGAGCAGCAACUAGUCAUCACCAACACCAUCUUCCAGCAAAAGGACAGAUUAAAAACAACCUGGAUGCAUCCUCGGUCCAAACAUUGGCACCUCAUAGACUACAUCCUAGUGUGCCAAAGAGACCUCAAGGAUGUCCUUCGCACCAGAGUGAUGCCCAGUGCAGCUUUGCAAACUCAGGCUGCACUUCAAACCCAAACCAAGGAAGGGAGGGCCCCCAGGAAAAAGUUUGAUCUCAAGAAGCUUCAGUCAGCUGAAGUGAAAGCUGACUUUCAGGCAGGCCUACAGUCCAAGCUUGAGAUCGACGACUGCCCAGAAGACCCCUCACCUGAAACACUCUGGGAUCAACUGAAGACUGCCAUCCUGCAAACAUCCGAAGAAGUUCUGGGGUUUACCACUAAGAGGAACAAAGACUGGUUCGAGGAGAACAACCAAGAGAUCCAGGAACUCCUGACGAAGAAGAGGUCAUCCCAUCAGGCCCACCUGGCUCAGCCGUCAUGUCCUGUGAAGAAAGCUGCCUUCUGUCUCUUUUGCAGCAACCUCCAGCGCAAGCUUCAAGAGAUCCAGAACAAGUGGUGGACUAACCUCGCAGAGAAAACUCAGCUUUGCGCAGACACUGGUGACUACAGAGGUUUCUAUGAAGCCUUAAAGGUCCUCUUCAGCGCUGACCGCGUCGUCCAGGACUCAGCAGUUUUCCGUAUUCCUCAAAAGCCAGUCAUAGUGGAACUGGAUGAACUACCAUCUAUGGAAGAAGUUUCAAAAGCCAUAGAGAAGCUGAAGAGUGGCAAGGCAGCAAGAGUUGAUGGGAUACCACCAGAGAUCUGGAAAGAUGAGGGGCCAACACAACACAGCAAGCUCCAUGAACUCCUUGUCUGUUGUUGGGAGCAGAGCAAGCUUCCAAGAGACCUCCAUGAUGCAGUCAUCAUCACUUUGUACAAGAACAAAGGAGAAAAGUCGGACUGCUCCAACUACCGAGGGAUAAUACUGAUCUAUAUCAUGGGAAAAAUCCUCGCCCGAGUGCUUCUGAACAGAUUGGUACCCACCAUCGCUGAAGACCUCCCAGAAACCCAAUGUGGAUUCAGGACCAACAGGGGCACCACAGACAUGGUGUUCGUCCUCAGGCAGCUCCAAGAGAAAUGCGGGGAGCAGAACAAAGGGCUGUGCGUGACGUUUGUGGAUCUGAUGAAAGCAUUUGACACUGUGAGCAGGAAGGGGCUAUGGAUGAUCAUGGAACGCCUUGGCUGCCCCCCAAAGUUCCUCAGCAUGGUCAUCCAACUGCACGACGAUCAACGCGGCCAAGUCAGGUUGAACAGAGACCUCUCUGAGCCCUUCCCCAUCGUCAAUGGCGUGAAACUUAUGUGUCUUAUAGUCCUUGACCGCACAAGGUUUCUGCAGCUUUACCGAGUACUUAUUCGUAGUAAACUUGACUAUGGAUGUGAGGCUUAUUCAUCGGUAACUCCCACUAUUUUCCGGAUGUUGGACUCGAUUCAUAAUGAAGCUCUUAAAAUCAGUAUAAGGGCUUUCAGGUCUUCACCUGUGGAGUCCCUGUAUGCUGAGAAUGGAGAACUACCUCUUGCAUUACACCAGGACUACAUGUACCUGAGAGACUACAAAUGGUUCUGGUAUCUUCUACAUCCAGAGUGGUUUUCAACCCCAUUGAGGAUAACCAAUCCUAUGGUAGGAGAAUGA